Molecule: messenger RNA, 1962 nt
Organism: Lachancea fermentati
Lineage: Eukaryota; Fungi; Ascomycota; Saccharomycetes; Saccharomycetales; Saccharomycetaceae
Source: the annotation of a GenBank genome assembly
AUGGGAAACACAAGUUCAAAACCGUCUUCUAAGAGAAAGCAAAGUACAAAGGAGUCACUCCCUGCAUUUACGAGGACAGAUACAAGCCAGUCUGCAAAGUCUGGUCGGUCACUGAAGUCGAUCAGAUCAAGGCGAUCGCAGUCGUCAUCAAUAUCAGCUCCUCCUAAUGCCGCCACAGCAGAGGGAACGCCGACGGGUGGGCUGAGUGUACCAUCGACAGCGGGCUCUUUCUCUAGGAAAAAUAGCAUUCAUUCAACUAAUCAACCGACACUUUCAAAACGUGGUAGUAGUAACAGUGUGGUACAGCAAUCUAGCAUUCCAGGGUCACCGCUGCAAGGGAGACCCACCCAUCAUUCCUCAAUUGUGAGUGGCGACCUACCUCCCUCGAUGAUUCAAAUGGAGCCAAAAUCGCCCAUCUUGAAAAAUUCGGCUUCUGGGGCAAAUCAAAGCCCCAAUUACACGACAUACUAUGAAAAUGCCCUGACAGAUGACGAUAAUGAUGAAAAUGAGUCUCAUCACUAUCGGAGAAGAAGCAAUGAUCUCAAACGCGCGUCUCAAAAGACGCCAAGCAUAGGUAGCAGAAGCAACAGUUCGUCCAGUAAUAGAAAAAAAUCGAGUAGUAGCGGGACAUACCUCGACUUGCCUGACGGGCAUUCUCCGCAGCAAAUGAGUAGGACGUCCUCUCAUUCUUCUGCUAAUCAAAGCCGGAAGUCAUCAUUUGGGGGUUCGACUGGUAAUACGGCCUACAGCACGCCACUGAACUCGCCCGGCCUCCUUAGAAAUCAGCAGGGAGACUACUUCUCUAGCACCACUGACUCUGGUAGUCAUUCUGGAGACCACUCAAAGGCACAUGACUCGCAAACGCACCAUUCUGCAUCCAGGAGAAAUUCCAUUGACGAAUACCCACGCGAUCUGCCACAAACCUUGGAGCAAGAAGAAGAUGCAGAAGGCUCAAUCACCACUAAAAGCAUUAAAAAGAAGAAGCCUUUUAGACCCAUUGAUAUUGAUGAUAUUAUUCAAAAAUUAUUAGAUGCCGGUUACUCCGGUAAACGUACUAGGAACGUCUGCUUGAAGAAUUCAGAAAUAGCCCAGAUUUGUCACCAAGUUCGUGAAAUUUUCUUGUCUCAACCGUCUCUGCUUGAGCUUUCCCCUCCAGUAAAGAUUGUAGGAGAUGUCCAUGGCCAGUACGCUGACUUACUGAGAUUAUUCACAAAAUGUGGUUUCCCGCCAGCUGCAAACUACUUGUUUUUGGGCGAUUAUGUCGAUAGAGGCAAGCAAUCUCUUGAAACAAUCUUAUUACUACUCUGUUACAAAAUUAAGUACCCAGAGAACUUCUUCCUCCUUAGAGGUAAUCAUGAAUGUGCAAACGUGACUAGAGUUUAUGGUUUUUAUGAUGAGUGUAAACGUCGUUGUAACAUCAAGACGUGGAAAAUCUUCAUUGACACUUUCAAUACUUUACCUCUAGCAGCGAUUGUGGCAGGUAAAAUCUUUUGUGUUCAUGGUGGCUUAUCACCUGUGCUAAACUCAAUGGAUGAAAUCCGCCACGUAAGCAGACCAACGGAUGUUCCAGACUUUGGAUUAAUCAACGAUUUAUUAUGGUCAGAUCCUACAGAUUCGCCCAAUGAAUGGGAAGAUAACGAAAGAGGUGUGAGUUAUUGUUACAACAAGGUUGCGAUUAACAAAUUUUUGAACAAGUUUGGUUUCGAUUUAGUGUGUCGGGCUCAUAUGGUUGUAGAAGAUGGCUAUGAGUUUUUUAACGAUAGAAGUUUAGUGACUGUAUUUUCUGCACCCAAUUACUGUGGUGAAUUCGAUAAUUGGGGAGCUGUUAUGAGUGUAAGCGAGGGCUUACUUUGUAGUUUUGAGCUUUUAGAUCCAUUGGACAGCACUGCAUUGAAGCAAGUCAUGAAGAAAGGGAGACAGGAAAGAAAAUUGGCUAAUCAGCAGCAACAAUUCCAAGAUUAA